AUCAUUACCCGGGAGGGGAGGGGGGGACACCGGCUAACGCCAUUUUCACGCAGCGCAGUCAGUCAUCCAACCACCGACCACCGAGCUGUCAUCUCCACCGGCGACUCCUCAGCGGUUCACCCGGCCCCCAUGGAGCCGCUGUCGGGUUAGGUUUGACGGAGCCGUCGCUGCCAUGGAGCCGCGGGGCGAGAGGCUGCAGCUGCCGAGGCCACAGUUAGCUGCCCGUGUAGCUCCGUAGCUAACUGCUCAUCACCGCCGAUGCGGAGAGGCGUCCACUGAACUCGGCGCGGACAGUUCGUAGAUUCCGCUUCGGAGCUCCGGGCUCAGAUUUCACACCUCUUCCCGUCAGACGUCGGUAGAAGGAGCGGCACCCCCAUCGCAGAACAGACGUGAUUCACCCCCGGGGAAGAGGCGUUUCAGUCCGGCUACACUGGCAACGGAUGUCCUGGAGAACGGAUGCGUGAGGACAUGUCCACCAUGGUGUGCGUGAAGGAGGAGGAGGACCCUGGGGAGAAGCUGUCCCAGGAUGAGAUCAUCUCCCGGACCAAGCAGGUGAUCCAGGGGCUGGAUGCGCUGAAGCAGGAGCACCACUCCAUCCUUGACGGCCUGCUGGGCACGCUGCGCUGCCUGAAGCAGGAUGAGGAGGGCGUCCUGGUGGAGGAGAAGUCCAACAUGAUCCGCAAGUCCCUGGAGAUGCUGGAGCUCGGGCUGAGUGAAGCACAGGUGAUGAUGGCGUUGUCGAGCCACCUGAGCUCGGUGGAGUCGGAGAAGCAGAAGCUGCGAGCUCAGGUACGCCGGCUCUGCCAGGAGAACCAGUGGCUGAGGGACGAGCUGGCGGGGACGCAGCAGAAACUGCAGAAGAGCGAGCAGAGCGUGGCCCAGCUGGAGGAGGAGAAGAAGCACCUGGAGUUCAUGAACCAGCUGAAGAAGUACGACGAGGACCUGUCCCCAACUGAGGAGAAAGACUCUGACUCCAGCAAAGAGACUCUGGAUGAUCUCUUCCCUGAUGACCACGACGACCAAGCCCCGGGCAUCCAGCCGGCUCAUGGCAGCGCUGCGGCGGCGGCUGCCCAGCAGGGGGGCUAUGAGAUCCCGGCCCGUCUGAGGACCCUUCACAACCUGGUGAUCCAGUACGCCUCCCAGGGCAGGUACGAGGUGGCUGUGCCGCUUUGCAAACAGGCCCUGGAGGACCUGGAGAAAACCUCUGGACACGACCACCCAGACGUCGCCACCAUGCUCAACAUCCUCGCCCUCGUCUACAGGGAUCAGAACAAAUACAAGGAGGCAGCAAACCUACUGAACGAUGCUCUGGCCAUUAGAGAGAAGACGCUCGGCAGAGACCACCCAGCUGUUGCAGCCACCCUCAAUAACUUGGCCGUCCUCUAUGGGAAGAGAGGGAAGUACAAGGAAGCCGAGCCUCUGUGCAAGAGAGCGCUGGAGAUCAGAGAAAAGGUGCUGGGGAAGGACCACCCAGAUGUGGCCAAGCAGCUGAACAACCUGGCCCUGCUGUGUCAGAACCAGGGCAAGUAUGAUGAGGUGGAGUACUACUACAUGAGAGCGCUGGAGAUCUACCAGACCAAACUGGGCCCUGACGACCCCAACGUGGCCAAGACCAAGAACAACCUGGCGUCCUGUUACCUGAAGCAGGGCAAGUUCAAGCAGGCCGAGACUCUUUAUAAAGAAAUCCUCACCCGCGCUCACGAGAGGGAGUUUGGCUCUGUUGAUGAUAAGAACAAACCAAUCUGGAUGCAUGCUGAGGAGAGAGAGGAACAAAGCAAGGGGAAGCAGAAGGACGGUUCACCAUUUGGAGAAUACGGAGGCUGGUACAAAGCCUGUAAAGUGGACAGCCCCACAGUGACCACCACCCUGAAAAACCUUGGCGCCCUCUACAGGCGGCAGGGCAAGUUUGAAGCGGCAGAGACUCUGGAGGAAGCCGCCACGCGUUCCAGAAAGCAGGGUCUGGACAAUGUGCACAAGCAGCGUGUGGCCGAGGUCCUGAGCGAGCCAGAGGCCCGCGAGAAGCAGCGAAGCCGCGAGAGCUUGACCUCCGACACGGUGAAGUACGAGAGCGGGCCGGACGGUGGCGAGGAAGUGAGUAUGAGCGUGGAGUGGAACGGGGACGGCUCCGGCUCUUUGAAGAGGAGCGGCUCCUUCAGCAAACUGCGAGCGUCGAUCCGUCGCAGCAGCGAGAAACUCGUCCGCAAGCUGAAAGGCGGCGGCUCGUCUCGAGACAGCGAGCCUAAAAACCCAGGCAUGAAGCGAGCCAGCUCUCUGGGCGUUCUUAACGUGGCGGACAAGGCUGCGAGCGACCACUACCAAGAACGAAAUAAUCGUCUGAGAAAAAGUCGCGACCUGAGCGCCAGCCACACCGACCUGGCGCGUUGAAGGUGUUUCGACGAGGUUGAGGGGCGGAGCCUGAGAGGUCACCGAGGUCACGAGACUCAACUCCCUGCGCUGCGGCCAAACUUCAGCCCCUCCCCCUCCUCGCUGUAAAUAGGCGUUGGCAGACGCUUCUCGUUUCCUCUCGUCAAACUUCACUCGAUGUUCAGGUUUAAAUCUUUUCUGCACUUUCACAAGUUUGUGGUGUUUAUUUUUUUUCAUCAGUGCAAAUGAAGAAACGGGAGGAAAAUGAAAAUCCACGAUUAUGACCUGAGUGUUUUUCAUCUGUUAAUCUUUUCUGUCUAUUUUAUUUUCGUGCGUUUACUGUACGUGAGUCCGUUUUUAAUCGCAGAGUUAAUAAUUUCGUUUUUUGCUCAGUGAUCUGUAUUUUCAAUUAAAAACCCUUCAGGACACUCCUCUUUUGAACCUGCAGGGGGCGCUCACGUCUCCUCGAAGCUGUUUUUCCUAAAAUCUUCCAUCACGUGUCGACUGAAGAUUUUGCUUCUGACGUCUGAAGUUCUAUGUUUACAUUUGGUUCUUUUUGUUGAAUGAUGUUUGAUUUGUUUCUCGUCGUUUCGCUGCUUCGAAGAGUUCGUUUCUCUUUAACUUCGUAAAAAUCCUCGAGAUCAGAGUCGUCGCCCACGACAACUCGUCUCUGUCCCUCAGAGACAAAGAGGCGGAACCGCGGAUUCACCGAACGGAGGCCGGCCGACGCCUCCUCAGGACGGAGGCUGUAGUUUCACACACUGACUGCGAAGUUAAAAAUACUUUUACACGUAUGUUCCAGAUAAAAUACUCCAGACAACACUUUACCUUCAGAGUGAAGUUGAACGAAUCCAACCGAAAUAAUCACGGAUCAUUUAAACACAGUUGUUAUUAUGCAAAAAUGAUUCCUGAGUUUUUUCAGAGGAGACUUUAGUUGCAAAUUUGAAAUCUGUAUAUUUGCUUUUCACCAAAAUAAAAGCGUCUGAUCCUCCUGAAGCUCGUUGUAACUAAAUAGAUUAAUAGUUUAAUGAAAAUUAAACGCAAUAAACCAGCAAAUCACUUUGACGUCAUUAGAGUUAUUUAAAACUGGAAUUUAAUGUAAAGAUGAAAAAACUGUUCUACAGCAGGUGAAUGAAAAACUCGUAGAUUCAACACAAACCAGACGACAAACUUCAACUGUUGAAUAAUUUCGAACGUGUUUCCUUUAAUAAAGAAUAAACGUCGUGGUUGAAACAAGGAUUUUAAAAGUAACUUCAGACGAAACCUGGAUUUGAUUUUUAUCUUGUAAAAGUGAUUGAAGGACGUUUUCAACCAGUGACGACGGAUUUGCACUGAAAAUACCAAACUGAUAAAAACACAAACCAACAAGAAGUCUGUUUAUUUUAACGCCAAAAUAAUCAAAUCAGAUUUGCGACUGAUGCAUUUUCUGAAUUAUAAUUUGUUUUUCUCUCGAACGAUAGUUUUUCGUGCAGAAGUUUGACGAGUGUGUAGUUUUUGUCAGGAUUGUGCAAUAACUCUGACGUGACCUUCAUUUGAUCAAAACUAAAUCUCUUCGCUGAUUCUGAUCUUUAAAUCUGAUGACGAUUAACUGACGUCUGAACCGAAGCAGAGAUUUUAAAUGAAGGAAUCAAAUCCAACACGUUAGAACUAUUGUUUAUCUCCCUUCUCUUCUCUGAAACAUUUUCUGUCUCCAAAAAUAAUAAAUGAAUAAAACCAAUAUGAAGCCCUCAAAAUGUAAAUAUACAGUCAAAUCCCAGUCGAUUCAAUAACUUGAAUAUUAUUAAUAGUUAUUUUUUUUCCUUCUGUGCCUGGAAUGAUUUAGUGAUUUUAGAAUUCAAUCGGAUUCUUUUUCUUCGUGAGGAUGAUUUUACUGACGAGUGGAGUGUGUUGACUGUUGAUCAGUCUGCUCAUCAACCUGCUUUUUUUUAAUCUCUGUUGUCUUAAUGUAGAAGUUCUGCAAAGUAUCGAGGCACAUAACUGAAAAACCUUUCGCGGUUCAGACGAGGCGGGUUCGAGCAACGAGCAACAGCUUGAGCAGCGACGAUGAGGCAACAGUGAUGAGACCAGAUCUUAUUCAGAGGAAUAAUUAUUUUUUAUAACGAUUUAAACUUUGUUUUCAGAUUUUAUUUUGCAGCUUUUAGAACGAUCGUGGUUGUUAAAGUUUUUUUUUUUUCUGCAGUAACAUUUCUGGUUAUGUGAUAAUUCAGUUUGUGAACAGAACUGUGUCGUCUCACAUGCCGUUGCACAACUUAACGUCAAAGUUGCCUCAAACCUGUUGCAGAUCCGAAGCUCAUGUCGGGAAACUUACAAGCGACCGGAAGGAAAGUGAGAAUCUUCAAACCAGAUUUAAAACUCCAAUCAUUUGUAAAUGGUGAUUACGAUGAGCUGAAUGUAAAGUGAUUCAUUUAUAAAAGCACAUAAACCUUUCGUUUGACUUUGUGUGAUUUUGUUUCUACGUGUUGUGGAUUUUAGUUGCUCUGUAUUGACUGUGGACCAUGUUGUUGUGUGGAGCUUUAAUGUGGACGGUCGGACGAAGUUUAUCCAGAAACCGGGAUGAACGAUAGUUUUAUAUUGAAACGUAAACACAGCGCCCUCCAUCUCCCCCAUGGUGAACUGCAACAACAGUGAUGGAACUUUAACACCGGCUACAUACGUGAUAUUUCCUCGUGUGUAUUAAUUUUGCAGGUUCACACAAAUAAAGGACCCGAAUCUUUAUUUAUUACAUGCGUCAUUACCAUGGCAACACAUUGGCUGCUGCACCCUCCUCGUUUACAGCUCCACGAAUCACAAGCUCCCAUUUUUUAUUUUUUAUUUUUCUGUGACGUUAAGAGUUUUACAAAAUACAAAACGUAGAAUUUUUCUCUCUGUGUUCGAUAUGAAAUAAAGCCGUCCUGUGUUUUGACUUUGUAUUCCGGGUGAGACUGGUCACACGUGAUGCUCCCACAUGUGUAGUCACAUGUAGCGUGUGCUGGUGACCUGCACACGGAAACACACACGGAGUAGAAACAUAAAGUUUGAACACAUCUCAUCUUAAUAUUCUCACCUGAGUCAUUUUUUGAAAUCUCUGGUUGUGAGGAUUUUUUGACACGAGCAGUUUGUCCCACAAAUGAUUGUUCAUAACUGGAUUUGAAGAAUAAAAUUUUGUCCAAUUAA
Messenger RNA from Paralichthys olivaceus (Japanese flounder), 5517 nucleotides. RefSeq names its product kinesin light chain 1a (gene klc1a). The record is from RefSeq and is a predicted model, not a curated record. Gene Ontology annotation, molecular function: kinesin binding. Lineage: Eukaryota; Metazoa; Chordata; Actinopteri; Pleuronectiformes; Paralichthyidae. Gene Ontology annotation, biological process: microtubule-based movement. Gene Ontology annotation, cellular component: cytoplasm; kinesin complex.